This is a messenger RNA of Microplitis mediator, 1650 nucleotides long. RefSeq lists its product as uncharacterized. Gene Ontology annotation, molecular function: nucleic acid binding; zinc ion binding. Lineage: Eukaryota; Metazoa; Arthropoda; Insecta; Hymenoptera; Braconidae. The coding region runs from base 1 to 1650 and encodes 549 amino acids. The transcript has 2 exons. The record is from RefSeq and is a predicted model, not a curated record.
AUGCCAAACGAAAAUAAGUAUAAUACGAGAUCACGUAGUAAACACCGUGAAGAUCAAGACGAAUCAUUAGAUAACCUUGAUUGGCAAAAUAUCGACCCUAAAAAUUUAACAUUGGAUCAACGCAAAUUUUUAAACUUACCAAGUGCGGGCGCAAAACUAGAUAAAGAUAUUCCGGCGGAUACAAACCAAACGCGUCAGAAUUUCGAGGAAAAGCAAAGAGAAUUCGAUCGAUUACGUCACGAAGAGGAACGUAGACAACGCGAAGAGGAACGGUUGCGUCACGAACAAGAGGAUCGGCAACGCGAAGAGUAUCGGCAACGCGAAGAGGACCGGUUACGUCGCGAACAAGAGGAUCGUCAACGCGAAGAGGACCGGUUACGUCGCGAACAAGAGGAUCGUCAACGCGAAGCGGGACAACAGGAAAACGCGGAUUUAAAUCGAGAAAUUGUGAACUUAAACCGUGAAUUAGUCCCUAAUAUGCAACCUAUAAAUGUAAUAAUGUCACCAUCCAUUAAAUAUGCCGUGGAAGCAGUUCCUUAUUUUACCGGUGAAAAUAUUCCCUUGUCGCAUUUUAUCGAUGGCUGUAACGAAGCCCAUGCUAUGAUUCCAGCAAACGAGGAACAAAAUCUUGUUUUUAUGUUAAGAAAUAAAUUACGUGGCGAAGCGCGUAGAACGAUACAGGGAUUACAAUUUGAAACUAUUAACGACUUCUUAUCUCAUCUUAAAGAAUUAUAUGAGCCACCCAAGUCACUUUAUCAAUUACAAGGGAAAAUGGGGAGAAUAUUUCAACGCGAUGACGAAAGUACUCUAUCGUAUACUAACCGAGCUCGUGAGUUAGGUAACCAAAUAUUGGAUGUAAUAGAAGCCCAAUUACCUGUCGGUCAAGCACUUUCUGACGCGGACAAAGCAAGAUACGGAAACGAAUUUAAAAGUUGUUUAAUAAAAGGACUUAAACCCGAGAUCGAGCAAAAAUUUUCAAGAGAUAAAAAUUUCCAAAAUACAUUAUUUGAAGCGGUAGUGAUCGAAAAAGAAUUACGUGCUAAAGAUUUACUCAGAGGAAAAAUAUCAUCUGAAAGAGAUAUAAAUUAUUCAAAUAGGGCCCGAUACAACAGUAACAAUAAUAAUAAUAAUAAUAAUAGCCGAUUCCGUGGCAGUGAUCAAAUUAAUAGUCGAUUUAACAAUCGUUACAGGGAUAAUAAUCAACCCAAUUACAAUCGUUAUAAUGAUAAUAAUACCGAUCGCCGUGAUAAUUCACAUAUUGCUAAUUAUCGAAAUAACAAUCAGUAUAACGGCAAUAAUGAUGGUAACAUGGAUAGUAGUUCUCGAAAUGCUUUCAAUAAUCCAUCAUUUUCACGAGAACCGGUAAAUGGAAAUAUCGAUGAAAAAAUUUGUUAUUACUGUAAAUCUCCGGGACAUUUUAUGGCAGACUGCACAAAAAGAAGAAAUUACAACCAAGCGUUUACCGAUAGACCGCCAGGUCCUUCUAGCGACGGAAGAGCUCGUAUAAACGAAGAAAGGUCGGGAAACUACACACCACCCCUGCGUCAGGGCGCGACACGGGAGGUCGGAAGAUCAGAGCGUCCAGUAUUACAGGUAGUUGCCGAGGAAAUGGAACCGGAGGAGAACACGGAGAUGUUCCAGUGGCAGUGA